Arabis nemorensis is the source of this 213-nucleotide messenger RNA. The record is from the annotation of a GenBank genome assembly. NCBI's taxonomy places the organism in Eukaryota, Viridiplantae, Streptophyta, Magnoliopsida, Brassicales, Brassicaceae.
AUGAAUUCCAAGAGAGAUGGUUCUACUUUUACGACGGAGAGGAAGGUGAAGAAAGAAACAGCGAGUGUGAUUCCCGUUGCGAGAAAGCUGGUGAAGACUAUGGCCGUAAAAGCCAUUAUCUCUGCCCUCACACCCUCCGGUUCUAGCCGGAGCUCUGAGUUUUCUGGCGAUGGUGACGGUAACGGAGGCCGCGUGUACCCCACUCGUCCAUGA